Messenger RNA from Gossypium raimondii (Peruvian cotton), 1541 nucleotides. RefSeq lists its product as uncharacterized. Bases 268 to 1305 code for a protein of 345 amino acids. Gene Ontology annotation, cellular component: endoplasmic reticulum membrane. The record is from RefSeq and is a predicted model, not a curated record. Gene Ontology annotation, molecular function: hydrolase activity, acting on ester bonds. The transcript is spliced from 5 exons. NCBI's taxonomy places the organism in Eukaryota, Viridiplantae, Streptophyta, Magnoliopsida, Malvales, Malvaceae. Gene Ontology annotation, biological process: GPI anchor biosynthetic process.
CUAUUCUCCUCCUUUUUUCUCCCCAACAUUGACUCUCACACCUUUCCUUCUUCUCCUCUUUUCUCCACUGAUUUCGUUUUUAAAACCAGCUCAACUCGGUUCUGCAUAUCGAACUCACUCUCCCCUUCUCUUUCUAUUCUAUUCCAUGGGGCAGAAUCCAUCGCGUCAUCUCUGGAACCUCAAUCACCUAUCCUUUAUUCUGUAGAAAAACUAAUAAUUCAAGACAUUUUUUUAUCUGUUGACUUUUUUUCCCCUUUCUUUUUGGCCAUGAAUCAAAUAGCUCGAAGCCAUUUGAUUAUGUUUCUUUUUGCUCUUUCCUUUCUUGUUCCUUCACUUGAAGCUAGUGAAGGUGAUGCUGAUCCGAUUUACAAGACUUGUUUAGAAGACUGUGAAAAAAGUGGGUGUGUAGGGGAAAUGUGUUUUCAACACUGUAAAUUCUCUUCCGAUGGGAAACCAAUUGAUGGACCAUGGUAUUUGCAAGAACCCCUUUAUCAGAAAUGGAAACAAUGGGAUUGUCGGUCCGAUUGUCGGUACCAUUGUAUGAUUGCUAGAGAGGAACAGAGAUGGAAACUCGGUGGGAAACCGAUCAAAUAUCACGGAAAAUGGCCUUUCCAACGUGUCUACGCGAUCCAGGAACCGGCAGCUGUAGCAUUCUCUGCGAUAAGCCUCGCGAUUCAGUUUCAUGGUUGGCUCUCGUUUCUUAUCCUUUUGAAUUAUAAGUUGCCUUUAAGGCCUGAUAAAAAGACUUAUUAUGAAUACACUGGCUUGUUUCACAUCUAUGCCAUCCUUGCAAUGAAUUUCUGGUUUUGGAGUGCCGUUUGUCACACUCGAGAUGUCGAGUUGACAGAGAAGCUGGAUUAUUCAUCUGCCGUUGCACUAGUUGGAUUCAGUUUUAUUCUAACAAUCCUACGAACCUUUGAUGUGAGAGACGAAGCUUCGAGAGUCAUGGUUGCUGCUCCGUUGAUUGCGUUUGUGAUGACACAUAUCUUGUAUCUGAACUUCUACAAGCUUGAUUAUGGUCUAAAUACGAAAGUCUGUAUGGCCAUGGGUGUAGCCAACCUCCUCAUUUGGGGAGUUUGGGCCGGUAUAACGAGCCAUCCUUCACGGUGGAAGGUCUGGUUGUUCAAUGUAGGGGGAACCAUCGCAUUGCUAUUGGAAAUAUACGAUUUCCCACCUUAUAAAGGCUUUAUCGAUGCUCAUGCUCUCUGGCAUGCAGCCAAUAUCCCUCUCGCAUACAUUUCCUGGAGCUUUGUCAGGGACGAUGCCGUGUUCAGGACCUCAACACUCCUCAAGAAAACGAAAUGACUUUAUUAUCUGUCAGAAACGCGUGCACUAACCCCAAAACAGUGAAACCCUAUCGAGUAACCGAACUCACCAGUGAUGAAGCCAUCGAUGGGGGCUCUCCACAUCUUUUCUUUUUACGCGUUUCUGUAGAAUCUGUAAGUCCAAUUUUUUAGACUGUCUUUUUUUUUGGUGAAGAUCCGUGUAUUCACGAAGAUAACACAAUUUCAAUGUAAAUUUUUGUGUUUUGUAGCUUUAAA